Molecule: messenger RNA, 4452 nt
Organism: Prorocentrum cordatum
Lineage: Eukaryota; Dinophyceae; Prorocentrales; Prorocentraceae
Source: the annotation of a GenBank genome assembly
GACUACUCCUGGCACCACGCCGGUAGGGGCGGCGCCGCGCUGGGCGACCCCGCAGCCGCCCCGCGGGCGGCGCCGGGCCCGGACCAGGAUGAGCUGCGGCGGCGGUCCGACGAGCUGCGCCGGCGGCUGCGCCAGUCCCUGCCGCCGGCGGAGUCGCCGGCAGAACAGAGGAUGGCGCCCCCCGAGCGCGCGGCGGACGACGGGGACCUGCUGCGCAGGUCCGAGAUGCUGCGCGAGCAGCUGAAGCGCUCGGCGCUAUACAGGGCCGUUUAUGUGACUACGCUGGAGAUCCGCCACGAGUUUGGGUCUCCUGACUGCGUGGACCGCCUCGUCGUUAACGCGAACCAUUCGAUCCCAGGCCCUGCCAUUGAGGUAGACCCGGGCGAGGAGGUGGAGAUUACAGUUGUGAACAAGAUGUUGUCAAACGCCGUGUCAAUCCACUGGCAUGGCAUGGUCCACGCGGACAGCGGUCCCUGGCACGACGGCGGCUCCAUGAUCACCCAGUGUCCAAUCCCGCCUGGGAGCAAGUGGGUGUACAAGUUCAAGGUCAACGACCACCCCGGCUUGUACCAGUACCACGGCCACAUUGGUGGCAUGCGGGUUGCUGGACUCGGAGGAGCCUUUAUCAUCAAGGGUGACGUCAGCGCAUUCGCCAGCGAAGCCGAUGGCGGCGAGGUUCUCAUGCACUUGAAGGAUUGGUGGCACGCGGAGGAGACGCAGCUUGUCCAGGGAGUUCUCGAGCCACGGUUCAGGUGGGUUGGAGACCCGCAGUCUGUCUUGGUGAACGGGCAGGGACAUUUCGAUUGCAGCGACAAUGCCCUCUACUCGUGUGACGGCGGGACCUGCAUGGAGGGAGAGCGCGAGGUCUGCGGUGCGGCGCAGAGUCCUUGGUACAGGCCUUCUUACCAUCCACCCUCAUGCGAUUCCAGCCUUUGCCCAGGAUACUUCACGACGCAGGUUACGGCGGGGAAGACGUACCUGCUCCGCUUCAUCAACGGAGGCAGCCUGUCACUGUUCAGCGUUGCCAUUGAGAACCACAACAUGACAGUGAUCGAGGUAGACGGAAUGGCCACGCAGAAGCACACCACGGACACCAUUGACCUCAACUCGGGCCAGCGAGUCAGCGUCUUGGUGACCAUGGACCAACCACCAGGAGCGUACACUGUCAAGGUCAUCACCCGGGGAAGAUCGUCACAGCGAACGGGUUACGCCAUCAUCGAGUACGCGGGUGCCGCAUCCCAGAGCGUGCAACCAGAGACUGCCAAUGUGUCAACACCCGCGUGGGACGACAACAAUUUCACUUUCGAUUUCCAGCAGGCAAUCAAAGGACUCUACACGGGGGACACCGCGGUCGCCGCGGUUCCAGACGACAGCCUUGUCCAGCGGACAUUCUACAUGCUCAGCACGCAGGAGCGCAUGGACCACACAGCGACGUACAACGGCGUGCCCUCGGUGAACGACCUCACAGUGGCCAUUGGUGGCCCUGGGGACAGGCCCCAAGACAAUUGCGACUCUGCAGGAAACACCAAGAACCUGCGGUGGCUCUUGGGGAGGAGGUCGUGGAUGGGCAGCAACACGCCGACACUCGCAUCUCUGUACUUCGACAUCAACAGAGACCAGAUCUCUGAAGAACACAACUACUUCGCGGUGGAUGUCGGCCAAGUGUACGACGUUGUGAUCCAGAAUUACCCCGCUUGCAACGGCCACUGCGAGACCCACGCUUUCCACGCGCACGGCAUGCACUUCUGGGUCUUGGGCACUGGCCGUGGAGAAUGGACAGGGUCGGCGGAGCAACUUGCCUCGCUGAACAAGGUUGACCCGGCGUUCCGAGACGUGACGCAGGUCGUGAGCGAGGGCGUCAAUAACGAGCCGUUUGGCAAGAACUCCGACGAUUUCGGCCCAUGCGGUUGGACAAUGAUCCGGUUCAAGGUGUAUUCGCCUGGGGCGUGGUAUUUCCAUUGCCAUAUGAUUUGGCACAUCUUGAUGGGCCAGAACGCAGUCUUCUACACGCCUGCUGACACUAUCCCAGCACCACCUGAUGAUCUGCUGUUCUGUGGUGACAUGACCAUGUCAUCCGCUGUGGCCAAACAAUCUGAAGCAACAACAACGAGCGCGACCGACUCCAACAUCGAGGCCAACUCCGGCCGGACACUCUCGUGCAAGGGCGGCCUGCCGCUACUCGUGUCCAAGUUGUCCGAGACGGGGGCCGAACUCUUCUAUGAGGGCAGCUUAUCGUUGCAAGCAGCGGUCGCUGCCAUCAACAUGACCUGCACUCAGCAGUGCCACGCCCUGGAGAAAGGCCUGGGCAGCAGCCCGUGCCCGCAGCUGGGCACCAGCUCAGGUCGCCCCUGCACGUACGUGGAGGAGGCCGUUUUGCACAUCGAGGGGGCACCGGGCGCCACCAACCCUCCGAAUCUUCUGGAGCUCCUGAAGCUCCGGAGCGUCAGCAUGCAGAUGGCCUAUACGUGGCUGUACUUCUUUGCCACACUGCUACCUCCGACAAGGGCCGUCUAUGUGACUACGCUGGAAAUCCGCCACGAGUUUGCGUCUCCUGACUGCGUGGACCGCCUCGUCGUUAACGCGAACCAUUCGAUCCCAGGCCCUGCCAUUGAGGUAGACCCGGGCGAGGAGGUGGAGAUUACAAUUGUGAAUCUGAUGUUGUCAAACGCUGUGUCAAUCCACUGGCAUGGCAUGGUCCACGCGGACAGCGGUCCCUGGCACGACGGCGGCUCCAUGAUCACCCAGUGUCCAAUCCCGCCUGGGAGCAAGUGGGUGUACAAGUUCAAGGUCAACGAGCACCCCGGCUUGUACCAGUACCACGGCCACAUUGGUGGCAUGCGGGUUGCUGGACUCGGAGGAGCCUUUAUCAUCAAGGGUGACGUCAGCGCAUUCGCCAGCGAAGCCGAUGGCGGCGAGGUUCUCAUGCACUUGAAGGAUUGGUGGCACGCGGAGGAGACGCAGCUCGUCCAGGGAGUUCUCGAGCCACAGUUCAGGUGGGUUGGAGACCCGCAGUCUGUCUUGGUGAACGGGCAGGGACACUUUGAUUGCAGCGACAAUGCCCUCUACUCGUGUGACGGCGGGACCUGCAUGGAGGGAGAGCGCGAGGUGUGCGGUGCGGCACAGAGUCCUUGGUACAGGCCUUCGUACCAUCCACCCUCAUGCGAUUCCAGUCUUUGCCCAGGGUACUUUACGACGCAGGUUACGGCGGGGAAGACGUACUUGCUUCGCUUUAUCAACGGAGGCAGCCUGUCGUUGUUCAGCGUUGCCAUUGAGAACCACAACAUGACAGUGAUCGAGGUAGACGGAAUGGCCACGCAGAAGCACACCACGGACACCAUUGACCUCAAUUCGGGCCAGCGAGUCAGCGUCUUGGUGACCAUGGACCAGCCACCAGGAGCGUACACUGUCAAGGUCAUCACCCGGGGAAGAUCGUCACAGCGAACAGGUUACGCCAUCAUCGAGUACGCGGGUGCCGCAUCCCAGAGCGUGCAACCAGAGACUGCCAAUGUGUCAACACCCGCGUGGGACGACAACAACUUCACCUUCGAUUUCCAGCAGGCAAUCAAAGGACUCUACACGGGGGACACCGCGAUCGCCGCGGUUCCAGACGACAGCCUUGUCCAGCGGACAUUCUACAUGCUCAGCACGCAGGAGCGCAUGGACCACACAGCGACGUACAACGGCGUGCCCUCGGUGAACGACCUCACAGUGGCCAUUGGUGGCCCUGGGGACAGGCCCCAAGACAAUUGCGACUCUGCAGGAAACACCAAGAACCUGCGGUGGCUCUUGGGGAGGAGGUCGUGGAUGGGCAGCAACACGCCGACACUCGCAUCUCUGUACUUCGACAUCAACAGAGACCAGAUCACUGAAGAACACAACUACUUCGCGGUGGAUGUCGGCCAAGUGUACGACGUUGUGAUCCAGAAUUACCCCGCUUGCAACGGCCACUGCGAGACCCACGCUUUCCACGCGCACGGCAUGCACUUCUGGGUCUUGGGCACUGGCCGUGGAGAAUGGACAGGGUCGGCGGAGCAGCUUGCCUCGCUGAACAAGGUUGACCCGGCGUUCCGAGAUGUGACGCAGGUUGUGAGCGAGGGCGUCAAUAACGAGCCGUUUGGCAAGAACUCCGACGAUUUCGGCCCAUGCGGAUGGACAAUGAUCCGGUUCAAGGUGUAUUCUCCUGGGGCGUGGUAUUUCCAUUGUCAUAUGAUUUGGCACAUUUUGAUGGGCCAGAACGCAGUCUUCUACACGCCUGCUGACACUAUCCCAGCACCACCUGAUGAUCUGCUAUUCUGUGGUGACAUGACCAUGUCAUCCGCUCUAGCCAAACAAUCUGAAGCAACAACAACGAGCGCGACAAACUCCAACAACGAGGUCAACUCCGGGCAGAUGCGCCGUUUGGGGACUGCCUCUGUGGCCGCUGGAGGAGUAAUGUCCUGGCUUCCGUUCUAG